This is a messenger RNA of Solanum tuberosum (potato), 972 nucleotides long. Its product is annotated as mitogen-activated protein kinase kinase kinase 3-like. Bases 1 to 972 code for a protein of 323 amino acids. Gene Ontology annotation, biological process: signal transduction; protein phosphorylation. The record is from RefSeq and is a predicted model, not a curated record. Gene Ontology annotation, molecular function: protein kinase activity; ATP binding. The transcript has a single exon. NCBI's taxonomy places the organism in Eukaryota, Viridiplantae, Streptophyta, Magnoliopsida, Solanales, Solanaceae.
AUGAUUACAACAGAUAACCGUUGGAUUAAACAGUACGUUCUUGGGGUUGGAUUUAACGGCCCUGUACAUUUAGCAACCAACAAUUAUUUACAAGCUGUAGCUGUCAAAUCUGCACAAAUUGACACGGAUGAGUGCUCUAUACUACGUGAAGAAGGAAACAUUUUGAACAAAUUAAAAGGUUGCCCUUACAUUGUUCAAUGUUUUGGGGAAGACGAAAGCUUCGAAUACGCAAAGUGGACGUAUAAUCUCUUGCUUGAAUACUCCCCUAGUGGCACCUUACGAGAUUUCAUACUUUUGAAUGGAAGAAUUCCGGAACCAGUGGCAGCACUCUAUGCAUAUCAACUCUUGACGGGUAUCCGUCACAUUCAUAACAAAGGGUUUAUACAUGGAGAUAUAGAAUUAAGUAACAUACUUAUUUAUCCGAAUAACAAGUUGAUAAAAAUUGCUGAUUUUGGAUCAGCCAAACAAGAAACAAGUCGCGAGCAUCAAGUUUUCGAUAUAUGUUCUGUAGGGUGCGUUGUCGCAAAGAUGCUCUUCGGAAAGCCUACUUGGUAUGAGGAACAAAUAGACGAUUAUCAAUGUAUGAUUUGUGGUUUUGAUAAUCCUGAUGUAGAGUAUUUCGAUGAUGUUUCUAAUAUGGCUCAAAAUUUCCUAGCAGACUGCUUGCUUUGUGAUUUUCCUAGUAGAUUAUUGAGUGUGGAUGAACUAAUUAGUCAUCCUUUUAUUCAGAAUGCAAUUACUACUCCUGGGAAUGACUUGAUCAACAUCUCUACUACUGUUAAUGAUAAUCCUUUUGGUGAUUAUUGGAUUUCAGAGCGUCAUUUGUUUACUACAACCUGUGAUAAAUGGAUAGCCAAAAUAAGGAGAUUAAUCAAUGAUCUAAAGAGGGAAUUAACGACACAGUUGAAACCUACAGAGGACAUGACUCUAGAUAGGAAGAUAUAUAUAUAUAGAGGUCAGAGAUUAGAAUAG